GGCCAAGAAAGCGCGCGUUCUGGGAGUGGGCCGGGAGGCCUUAAAUAGCGCCGCGUCACCUCCGGCAGCCUUAGAGCCGGUGCGGAGGUGCUGGGGAGCGUUCCUGUUUCCUGCGGUUUGCGAGCCGGUGCGUCCCGCGAGGCUGCGGCGGACGGAGCCUCGUUAACUGAAGGCCCGAGAGGUUGGCAGCCUCCGUUGAAGCACAUCGAACGGCGGCGGCGGCGACAGCUGGGAAUCAUGAGUGACAGCGGCGAACAGAACUACGGCGAACGGGAAUCCCGUUCUGCUUCCAGAAGUGGAAGUGCUCAUGGAUCUGGGAAAUCUGCAAGGCAUACUCCUGCAAGGUCUCGCUCCAAGGAAGACUCCAGACGUUCCAGAUCAAAGUCCAGGUCCAGAUCUGAAUCUAGAUCUAGAUCCAGAAGAAGUUCUCGAAGGCAUUACACAAGGUCACGGUCUCGGUCACGUUCCCAUAGACGAUCCCGUAGCAGGUCUUACAGUCGAGAUUAUAGAAGACGGCACAGUCACAGUCAUUCUCCUAUGUCUACUCGAAGGCGUCAUGUUGGGAAUCGGGCUAAUCCUGACCCCAAUUGUUGUCUUGGAGUGUUCGGACUAAGUUUAUACACUACAGAACGAGAUCUAAGAGAGGUGUUCUCUAAAUACGGCCCCAUUGCUGAUGUAUCUAUUGUAUAUGACCAACAGUCCAGGCGGUCAAGAGGAUUUGCUUUUGUGUAUUUUGAAAAUGUGGAUGAUGCCAAGGAAGCUAAAGAACGUGCCAAUGGAAUGGAACUUGAUGGACGUAGGAUCAGAGUUGACUUUUCUAUAACAAAAAGACCACAUACUCCAACACCUGGGAUUUACAUGGGGAGACCUACUUAUGGCAGCUCACGACGACGGGAUUACUACGACAGGGGAUAUGAUCGAGGCUAUGAUGAUCGUGACUACUAUAGCAGAUCAUACAGAGGAGGUGGUGGUGGUGGAGGAGGAUGGAGAGCUGCUCAAGACAGGGAUCAGAUUUACAGAAGACGGUCACCAUCACCUUACUAUAGUCGUGGUGGAUACAGAUCACGAUCCAGAUCUCGAUCAUACUCUCCUCGUCGCUACUAAAGCAUGAAGUUGAAGGAAAACUUUUCUGAAACCUGCCCUAUAGUUGGGAUAUUGUUUGUGGACAAUAUUUUUAUUGUCUUCUGUUUAAAAAGUGAACAGUGCCUAGUGAAGUUAGGUGACUUUUACACCUUUUAUGAUGACUACUUUUGGUGGAGUUGAAAUGCUGUUUUCAUUCUGCAUAUGUGUAGUUUGGUGCUUUGUUCAAAGUUAAGUGUUUUCAGAAAAGUAUGUUUUGCAUGUAUUUUUUUACAGUCUAAAUUUCGACUGCUGAGAAGUUUCUAUUGUACAAAAACUUUCAUUUAAAAGGUUUUUCUACUGAAUCCAGGGUAUUCUGAAGAUCGACUCCUGUGUGUAAAAUGCUACCAAAUGGCAAAAAAGCAACAAUAAAGUUUGGUUUUUACUUUCUAACAUAAGCCGUUAGUAAAACUGUUCAGAUUAGUAAUUUCAGGACAAAAAAUUGCCCAUUUCCCCCCUCCAGUUCAUAAGACAUACCAAACUUACUACACCUGCAACUAAGUGUGUUAAUUAUGCUCUGUAACCUUUACUGCUAGCUAGUAUUAGAACUUCAGUCCAGCAACUGCUUAAUGCUUAUAUAAAUGUGGAUUUGUCCGCCUUUAUGUAAUCUGUAUUACAUAGCAGGGAGUAAGAAGAGUUCUAAUGAUGUAUGCCUUACAAAGGCUACUUCUUAAAGCUGUUUUAAGGGGAUAAUGGUAUUUCAACCAAUUCUCAGCAACUAACAAUACAUUCCACCACAAAUGUACUCUGGUUCUUCUAGCUGUCGGGUUAUAUGAAAGCACUGGGUUCUUCAGAGUUUGUGAACAGAGAAGGGAACACACUACACCUGUGUUAUGUAUCAACUGAAGACUUAAGCCUGUUCAUUUUUUAAAUAUUUUCAGGUCCUUUGCUUACCAAAGGAAGCCAAAUUUACUCAAAUGUUUUGAGAACUGUUUAAAUAAACACAAAUGAAAAGAAAAAGACUGGUACAACUCCGUUACAUAGAUUUUUUUGUUUUAUAAAAAAUCGUGUAGUUUUCAGUUCUUGCUGCAAUGUCCUUUGGGCUGGGAUACAUCCUUUUCUUUGUCAUUGGAUUUUGUUUUAUUUAAUGUAUGUACAUUCCCUGCCAUUGAGAGUGAAUGACUAGGUGUUGGAAUGAUCAUCUCUUAAAAAAUGGCAUUAAAUAGCUCUGGUCUCCACAUUUAUCCUAGAA
Molecule: messenger RNA, 2311 nt
Organism: Erinaceus europaeus (western European hedgehog)
Lineage: Eukaryota; Metazoa; Chordata; Mammalia; Eulipotyphla; Erinaceidae
Gene: TRA2B
Product: transformer 2 beta homolog
Exons: 9
Coding region: 238-1104 (288 amino acids)
Biological process (GO): positive regulation of mRNA splicing, via spliceosome
Cellular component (GO): spliceosomal complex
Molecular function (GO): RNA binding
Source: RefSeq, a predicted model, not a curated record